GCAGCUGACUGAUCAUACCGAGCAUAUAAAGAGAAACAAAGAUGAACCAUGCAGUCACACAAUGGCUUUGAUGAAAUGGAUCUGCGCACUGACUCUGUCAAGCCUCCUUACUACAGAGUUACAUGCUCAGCUUGAUGUAUGUGGCGCUGCUCCCCUGAACACCAGGAUAGUUGGAGGUGAAGAUGCUCCACCUGGAAGUUGGCCUUGGCAGGUUAGUCUGCAGAGGUUUGGCGGCCAUGUUUGUGGCGGUUCCCUCAUCAACCGAGAGUGGGUGAUGUCAGCUGCUCACUGCUUCUUCAGUACGAGUACGUCUGGAUGGCAGGUUUCUCUCGGCCGUCAGAACCUGCAGGGCACAAACCCAAAUGAAGUGUCCACAACUGUUGCCAGAAUCAUUUUGCAUUCAAACUAUGACAGUGACACCAACAACAACGACAUUGCUCUGCUCAGACUCUCCUCACCAGUCAAAUUCACAGACUACAUCAGACCUGUGUGUCUGGCAGCCAGUGGCAGUGUGUUCAACAACGGUACAGAUUGCUGGGUCACUGGAUGGGGCGCAGUCAAGGAGGGAGAGUCAUUACCGUUACCUGAAACUCUACAAGAAGUGGAGGUUCCAGUUCUGGGAAACCGACAGUGUAACUGUCUAAAUGGAGUCGGUACAGUCACGGACAACAUGAUCUGUGCUGGUGUUCUAGCAGGAGGCAAAGACUCAUGUCAGGGUGACUCAGGAGGUCCAAUGGUGAGCAAACAGGGCUCUGUCUGGGUCCAGUCUGGAGUAGUCAGUUUUGGUUUUGGUUGUGCUCGGCCAAAUCUGCCAGGAGUCUACUCCAGAGUGUCCCGUUACCAGUCCUGGAUCAACUCCUUCAUCCGCUCUGAUAGGCCAGGCUUUGUCCAGUUCACCUCCAGUGGGCCGGAUGCUGACAGCAGCUACACCUGUCCUGGUCUCCCACCUCUUCUUAUUACUACCACUUCGGGUGCUGGUACUUGUACUGAUGGACCAGAGGCUACAACCACUGAACCAGUUUCUGAAACCACAAGUCCAUCAUCUACCAUGACAAGUGCUGAAUUGUGUGGCAUCACUCCCCUGAACACCAGGAUAGUUGGAGGUGAAGAUGCUCCACCUGGAAGUUGGCCUUGGCAGGUUAGUCUGCAGAGGUUUGGCGGCCAUGUUUGUGGCGGUUCCCUCAUCAAUCGAGAGUGGGUGAUGUCAGCUGCUCACUGCUUCUUCAGUACGAGUACGUCUGGAUGGCAGGUUUCUCUCGGCCGUCAGAACCUGCAGGGCACAAACCCAAAUGAAGUGUCCACAACUGUUGCCAGAAUCAUUUUGCAUCCAAACUAUGACAGUGACACCAACAACAACGACAUUGCUCUGCUCAGACUCUCCUCACCAGUCAAAUUCACAGACUACAUCAGACCUGUGUGUCUGGCAGCCAGUGGCAGUGUGUUCAACAACGGUACAGAUUGCUGGGUCACUGGAUGGGGCGCAGUCAAGGAGGGAGAGUCAUUACCGUUACCUGAAACUCUACAAGAAGUGGAGGUUCCAGUUCUGGGAAACCGACAGUGUAACUGUCUAAAUGGAGUCGGUACAGUCACGGACAACAUGAUAUGUGCUGGUGUUCUAGCAGGAGGGAAAGACUCAUGUCAGGUAAACUGCUGCCUUUCAUUUGUCCCUUGUUGGUCAAUGUGUUUAGGACUCUGUGAAAUUCUAGUCGUGUCGUCUCCAUGUCCUCAGGGUGACUCAGGAGGUCCAAUGGUGAGCAAACAGGGCUCUGUCUGGGUCCAGUCUGGAGUAGUCAGUUUUGGUUUUGGUUGUGCUCGGCCCAAUCUGCCAGGAGUCUACUCCAGAGUGUCCCGUUACCAGUCCUGGAUCAACUCCUUCAUCCGCUCUGAUAGGCCAGGCUUUGUCCAGUUCACCUCCAGUGGGCCGGAUGCUGACAGCAGCUACACCUGUCCUGGUCUCCCACCUCUUCUUAUUACUACCACUUCGGGUGCUGGUACUUGUACUGAUGGACCAGAGGCUACAACCACUGAACCAGUUUCUGAAACCACAAGUCCAUCAUCUACCAUGACAAGUGCUGAAUUGUGUGGCAUCACUCCCCUGAACACCAGAAUAGUUGGAGGUGAAGAUGCUCCACCUGGAAGUUGGCCUUGGCAGGUUAGUCUGCAGAGGUUUGGCGGCCAUGUUUGUGGCGGUUCCCUCAUCAAUCGAGAGUGGGUGAUGUCAGCUGCUCACUGCUUCUUCAGUACGAGUACGUCUGGAUGGCAGGUUUCUCUCGGCCGUCAGAACCUGCAGGGCACAAACCCAAAUGAAGUGUCCACAACUGUUGCCAGAAUCAUUUUGCAUCCAAACUAUGACAGUGACACCAACAACAACGACAUUGCUCUGCUCAGACUCUCCUCACCAGUCAAAUUCACAGACUACAUCAGACCUGUGUGUCUGGCAGCCAGUGGCAGUGUGUUCAACAACGGUACAGAUUGCUGGGUCACUGGAUGGGGCGCAGUCAAGGAGGGAGAGUCAUUACCGUUACCUGAAACUCUACAAGAAGUGGAGGUUCCAGUUCUGGGAAACCGACAGUGUAACUGUCUAAAUGGAGUCGGUACAGUCACGGACAACAUGAUAUGUGCUGGUGUUCUAGCAGGAGGGAAAGACUCAUGUCAGGGUGACUCAGGAGGUCCAAUGGUGAGCAAACAGGGCUCUGUCUGGGUCCAGUCUGGAGUAGUCAGUUUUGGUUUUGGUUGUGCUCGGCCCAAUCUGCCAGGAGUCUACUCCAGAGUGUCCCGUUACCAGUCCUGGAUCAACUCCUUCAUCCGCUCUGAUAGGCCAGGCUUUGUCCAGUUCACCUCCAGUGGGCCGGAUGCUGACAGCAGCUACACCUGUCCUGGUCUCCCACCUCUUCUUCUUACUACCACUUCGGGUGCUGGUACUAGUACUGAAGGACCAGAGGCUACAACCACUGAACCAGUUUCUGAAACCACAAGUCCAUCCUCUACCAUGACAAGUGCUGAAUUGUGUGGCAUCACUCCCCUGAACACCAGGAUAGUUGGAGGUGAAGAUGCUCCACCUGGAAGUUGGCCUUGGCAGGUUAGUCUGCAGAGGUUUGGCGGCCAUGUUUGUGGCGGUUCCCUCAUCAACCGAGAGUGGGUGAUGUCAGCUGCUCACUGCUUCUUCAGUACGAGUACGUCUGGAUGGCAGGUUUCUCUCGGCCGUCAGAACCUGCAGGGCACAAACCCAAAUGAAGUGUCCACAACUGUUGCCAGAAUCAUUUUGCAUCCAAACUAUGACAGUGACACCAACAACAACGACAUUGCUCUGCUCAGACUCUCCUCACCAGUCAAAUUCACAGACUACAUCAGACCUGUGUGUCUGGCAGCCAGUGGCAGUGUGUUCAACAACGGUACAGAUUGCUGGGUCACUGGAUGGGGCGCAGUCAAGGAGGGAGAGUCAUUACCGUUACCUGAAACUCUACAAGAAGUGGAGGUUCCAGUUCUGGGAAACCGACAGUGUAACUGUCUAAAUGGAGUCGGUACAGUCACGGACAACAUGAUAUGUGCUGGUGUUCUAGCAGGAGGGAAAGACUCAUGUCAGGUAAACUGCUGCCUUUCAUUUGUCCCUUGUUGGUCAAUGUGUUUAGGACUCUGUGAAAUUCUAGUCGUGUCGUCUCCAUGUCCUCAGGGUGACUCAGGAGGUCCAAUGGUGAGCAAACAGGGCUCUGUCUGGGUCCAGUCUGGAGUAGUCAGUUUUGGUUUUGGUUGUGCUCGGCCCAAUCUGCCAGGAGUCUACUCCAGAGUGUCCCGUUACCAGUCCUGGAUCAACUCCUUCAUCCGCUCUGAUAGGCCAGGCUUUGUCCAGUUCACCUCCAGUGGGCCGGAUGCUGACAGCAGCUACACCUGUCCUGGUCUCCCACCUCUUCUUAUUACUACCACUUCGGGUGCUGGUACUUGUACUGAUGGACCAGAGGCUACAACCACUGAACCAGUUUCUGAAACCACAAGUCCAUCAUCUACCAUGACAAGUGCUGAAUUGUGUGGCAUCACUCCCCUGAACACCAGGAUAGUUGGAGGUGAAGAUGCUCCACCUGGAAGUUGGCCUUGGCAGGUUAGUCUGCAGAGGUUUGGCGGCCAUGUUUGUGGCGGUUCCCUCAUCAAUCGAGAGUGGGUGAUGUCAGCUGCUCACUGCUUCUUCAGUACGAGUACGUCUGGAUGGCAGGUUUCUCUCGGCCGUCAGAACCUGCAGGGCACAAACCCAAAUGAAGUGUCCACAACUGUUGCCAGAAUCAUUUUGCAUCCAAACUAUGACAGUGACACCAACAACAACGACAUUGCUCUGCUCAGACUCUCCUCACCAGUCAAAUUCACAGACUACAUCAGACCUGUGUGUCUGGCAGCCAGUGGCAGUGUGUUCAACAACGGUACAGAUUGCUGGGUCACUGGAUGGGGCGCAGUCAAGGAGGGAGAGUCAUUACCGUUACCUGAAACUCUACAAGAAGUGGAGGUUCCAGUUCUGGGAAACCGACAGUGUAACUGUCUAAAUGGAGUCGGUACAGUCACGGACAACAUGAUAUGUGCUGGUGUUCUAGCAGGAGGGAAAGACUCAUGUCAGGGUGACUCAGGAGGUCCAAUGGUGAGCAAACAGGGCUCUGUCUGGGUCCAGUCUGGAGUAGUCAGUUUUGGUUUUGGUUGUGCUCGGCCCAAUCUGCCAGGAGUCUACUCCAGAGUGUCCCGUUACCAGUCCUGGAUCAACUCCUUCAUCCGCUCUGAUAGGCCAGGCUUUGUCCAGUUCACCUCCAGUGGGCCGGAUGCUGACAGCAGCUACACCUGUCCUGGUCUCCCACCUCUUCUUAUUACUACCACUUCGGGUGCUGGUACUUGUACUGAUGGACCAGAGGCUACAACCACUGAACCAGUUUCUGAAACCACAAGUCCAUCAUCUACCAUGACAAGUGCUGAAUUGUGUGGCAUCACUCCCCUGAACACCAGGAUAGUUGGAGGUGAAGAUGCUCCACCUGGAAGUUGGCCUUGGCAGGUUAGUCUGCAGAGGUUUGGCGGCCAUGUUUGUGGCGGUUCCCUCAUCAACCGAGAGUGGGUGAUGUCAGCUGCUCACUGCUUCUUCAGUACGAGUACGUCUGGAUGGCAGGUUUCUCUUGGCCGUCAGAACCUGCAGGGCACAAACCCAAAUGAAGUGUCCACAACUGUUGCCAGAAUCAUUUUGCAUUCAAACUAUGACCGUGACACCAACAACAACGACAUUGCUCUGCUCAGACUCUCCUCACCAGUCAAAUUCACAGACUACAUCAGACCUGUGUGUCUGGCAGCCAGUGGCAGUGUGUUCAACAACGGUACAGAUUGCUGGGUCACUGGAUGGGGCGCAGUCAAGGAGGGAGAGUCAUUACCGUUACCUGAAACUCUACAAGAAGUGGAGGUUCCAGUUCUGGGAAACCGACAGUGUAACUGUCUAAAUGGAGUCGGUACAGUCACGGACAACAUGAUCUGUGCUGGUGUUCUAGCAGGAGGCAAAGACUCAUGUCAGGUAAACUGCUGCCUUUCAUUUGUCCCUUGUUGGUCAAUGUGUUUAGGACUCUGUGAAAUCCUCAGCGUGUCGUCUCCAUGUCCUCAGGGUGACUCAGGAGGUCCAAUGGUGAGCAAACAGGGCUCUGUCUGGGUCCAGUCUGGAGUAGUCAGUUUUGGUUUUGGUUGUGCUCGGCCCAAUCUGCCAGGAGUCUACUCCAGAGUGUCCCGUUACCAGUCCUGGAUCAACUCCUUCAUCCGCUCUGAUAGGCCAGGCUUUGUCCAGUUCACCUCCAGUGGGCCGGAUGCUGACAGCAGCUACACCUGUCCUGGUCUCCCACCUCUUCUUAUUACUACCACUUCGGGUGCUGGUACUUGUACUGAUGGACCAGAGGCUACAACCACUGAACCAGUUUCUGAAACCACAAGUCCAUCAUCUACCAUGACAAGUGCUGAAUUGUGUGGCAUCACUCCCCUGAACACCAGAAUAGUUGGAGGUGAAGAUGCUCCACCUGGAAGUUGGCCUUGGCAGGUUAGUCUGCAGAGGUUUGGCGGCCAUGUUUGUGGCGGUUCCCUCAUCAAUCGAGAGUGGGUGAUGUCAGCUGCUCACUGCUUCUUCAGUACGAGUACGUCUGGAUGGCAGGUUUCUCUCGGCCGUCAGAACCUGCAGGGCACAAACCCAAAUGAAGUGUCCACAACUGUUGCCAGAAUCAUUUUGCAUCCAAACUAUGACAGUGACACCAACAACAACGACAUUGCUCUGCUCAGACUCUCCUCACCAGUCAAAUUCACAGACUACAUCAGACCUGUGUGUCUGGCAGCCAGUGGCAGUGUGUUCAACAACGGUACAGAUUGCUGGGUCACUGGAUGGGGCGCAGUCAAGGAGGGAGAGUCAUUACCGUUACCUGAAACUCUACAAGAAGUGGAGGUUCCAGUUCUGGGAAACCGACAGUGUAACUGUCUAAAUGGAGUCGGUACAGUCACGGACAACAUGAUAUGUGCUGGUGUUCUAGCAGGAGGGAAAGACUCAUGUCAGGGUGACUCAGGAGGUCCAAUGGUGAGCAAACAGGGCUCUGUCUGGGUCCAGUCUGGAGUAGUCAGUUUUGGUUUUGGUUGUGCUCGGCCCAAUCUGCCAGGAGUCUACUCCAGAGUGUCCCGUUACCAGUCCUGGAUCAACUCCUUCAUCCGCUCUGAUAGGCCAGGCUUUGUCCAGUUCACCUCCAGUGGGCCGGAUGCUGACAGCAGCUACACCUGUCCUGGUCUCCCACCUCUUCUUAUUACUACCACUUCGGGUGCUGGUACUUGUACUGAUGGACCAGAGGCUACAACCACUGAACCAGUUUCUGAAACCACAAGUCCAUCAUCUACCAUGACAAGUGCUGAAUUGUGUGGCAUCACUCCCCUGAACACCAGAAUAGUUGGAGGUGAAGAUGCUCCACCUGGAAGUUGGCCUUGGCAGGUUAGUCUGCAGAGGUUUGGCGGCCAUGUUUGUGGCGGUUCCCUCAUCAAUCGAGAGUGGGUGAUGUCAGCUGCUCACUGCUUCUUCAGUACGAGUACGUCUGGAUGGCAGGUUUCUCUCGGCCGUCAGAACCUGCAGGGCACAAACCCAAAUGAAGUGUCCACAACUGUUGCCAGAAUCAUUUUGCAUCCAAACUAUGACAGUGACACCAACAACAACGACAUUGCUCUGCUCAGACUCUCCUCACCAGUCAAAUUCACAGACUACAUCAGACCUGUGUGUCUGGCAGCCAGUGGCAGUGUGUUCAACAACGGUACAGAUUGCUGGGUCACUGGAUGGGGCGCAGUCAAGGAGGGAGAGUCAUUACCGUUACCUGAAACUCUACAAGAAGUGGAGGUUCCAGUUCUGGGAAACCGACAGUGUAACUGUCUAAAUGGAGUCGGUACAGUCACGGACAACAUGAUAUGUGCUGGUGUUCUAGCAGGAGGGAAAGACUCAUGUCAGGUAAACUGCUGCCUUUCAUUUGUCCCUUGUUGGUCAAUGUGUUUAGGACUCUGUGAAAUUCUAGUCGUGUCGUCUCCAUGUCCUCAGGGUGACUCAGGAGGUCCAAUGGUGAGCAAACAGGGCUCUGUCUGGGUCCAGUCUGGAGUAGUCAGUUUUGGUUUUGGUUGUGCUCGGCCCAAUCUGCCAGGAGUCUACUCCAGAGUGUCCCGUUACCAGUCCUGGAUCAACUCCUUCAUCCGCUCUGAUAGGCCAGGCUUUGUCCAGUUCACCUCCAGUGGGCCGGAUGCUGACAGCAGCUACACCUGUCCUGGUCUCCCACCUCUUCUUCUUACUACCACUUCGGGUGCUGGUACUAGUACUGAAGGACCAGAGGCUACAACCACUGAACCAGUUUCUGAAACCACAAGUCCAUCCUCUACCAUGACAAGUGCUGAAUUGUGUGGCAUCACUCCCCUGAACACCAGGAUAGUUGGAGGUGAAGAUGCUCCACCUGGAAGUUGGCCUUGGCAGGUUAGUCUGCAGAGGUUUGGCGGCCAUGUUUGUGGCGGUUCCCUCAUCAACCGAGAGUGGGUGAUGUCAGCUGCUCACUGCUUCUUCAGUACGAGUACGUCUGGAUGGCAGGUUUCUCUCGGCCGUCAGAACCUGCAGGGCACAAACCCAAAUGAAGUGUCCACAACUGUUGCCAGAAUCAUUUUGCAUCCAAACUAUGACAGUGACACCAACAACAACGACAUUGCUCUGCUCAGACUCUCCUCACCAGUCAAAUUCACAGACUACAUCAGACCUGUGUGUCUGGCAGCCAGUGGCAGUGUGUUCAACAACGGUACAGAUUGCUGGGUCACUGGAUGGGGCGCAGUCAAGGAGGGAGAGUCAUUACCGUUACCUGAAACUCUACAAGAAGUGGAGGUUCCAGUUCUGGGAAACCGACAGUGUAACUGUCUAAAUGGAGUCGGUACAGUCACGGACAACAUGAUAUGUGCUGGUGUUCUAGCAGGAGGGAAAGACUCAUGUCAGGGUGACUCAGGAGGUCCAAUGGUGAGCAAACAGGGCUCUGUCUGGGUCCAGUCUGGAGUAGUCAGUUUUGGUUUUGGUUGUGCUCGGCCCAAUCUGCCAGGAGUCUACUCCAGAGUGUCCCGUUACCAGUCCUGGAUCAACUCCUUCAUCCGCUCUGAUAGGCCAGGCUUUGUCCAGUUCACCUCCAGUGGGCCGGAUGCUGACAGCAGCUACACCUGUCCUGGUCUCCCACCUCUUCUUAUUACUACCACUUCGGGUGCUGGUACUUGUACUGAUGGACCAGAGGCUACAACCACUGAACCAGUUUCUGAAACCACAAGUCCAUCAUCUACCAUGACAAGUGCUGAAUUGUGUGGCAUCACUCCCCUGAACACCAGGAUAGUUGGAGGUGAAGAUGCUCCACCUGGAAGUUGGCCUUGGCAGGUUAGUCUGCAGAGGUUUGGCGGCCAUGUUUGUGGCGGUUCCCUCAUCAAUCGAGAGUGGGUGAUGUCAGCUGCUCACUGCUUCUUCAGUACGAGUACGUCUGGAUGGCAGGUUUCUCUCGGCCGUCAGAACCUGCAGGGCACAAACCCAAAUGAAGUGUCCACAACUGUUGCCAGAAUCAUUUUGCAUCCAAACUAUGACAGUGACACCAACAACAACGACAUUGCUCUGCUCAGACUCUCCUCACCAGUCAAAUUCACAGACUACAUCAGACCUGUGUGUCUGGCAGCCAGUGGCAGUGUGUUCAACAACGGUACAGAUUGCUGGGUCACUGGAUGGGGCGCAGUCAAGGAGGGAGAGUCAUUACCGUUACCUGAAACUCUACAAGAAGUGGAGGUUCCAGUUCUGGGAAACCGACAGUGUAACUGUCUAAAUGGAGUCGGUACAGUCACGGACAACAUGAUAUGUGCUGGUGUUCUAGCAGGAGGGAAAGACUCAUGUCAGGUAAACUGCUGCCUUUCAUUUGUCCCUUGUUGGUCAAUGUGUUUAGGACUCUGUGAAAUUCUAGUCGUGUCGUCUCCAUGUCCUCAGGGUGACUCAGGAGGUCCAAUGGUGAGCAAACAGGGCUCUGUCUGGGUCCAGUCUGGAGUAGUCAGUUUUGGUUUUGGUUGUGCUCGGCCCAAUCUGCCAGGAGUCUACUCCAGAGUGUCCCGUUACCAGUCCUGGAUCAACUCCUUCAUCCGCUCUGAUAGGCCAGGCUUUGUCCAGUUCACCUCCAGUGGGCCGGAUGCUGACAGCAGCUACACCUGUCCUGGUCUCCCACCUCUUCUUAUUACUACCACUUCGGGUGCUGGUACUUGUACUGAUGGACCAGAGGCUACAACCACUGAACCAGUUUCUGAAACCACAAGUCCAUCAUCUACCAUGACAAGUGCUGAAUUGUGUGGCAUCACUCCCCUGAACACCAGGAUAGUUGGAGGUGAAGAUGCUCCACCUGGAAGUUGGCCUUGGCAGGUUAGUCUGCAGAGGUUUGGCGGCCAUGUUUGUGGCGGUUCCCUCAUCAACCGAGAGUGGGUGAUGUCAGCUGCUCACUGCUUCUUCAGUACGAGUACGUCUGGAUGGCAGGUUUCUCUUGGCCGUCAGAACCUGCAGGGCACAAACCCAAAUGAAGUGUCCACAACUGUUGCCAGAAUCAUUUUGCAUUCAAACUAUGACCGUGACACCAACAACAACGACAUUGCUCUGCUCAGACUCUCCUCACCAGUCAAAUUCACAGACUACAUCAGACCUGUGUGUCUGGCAGCCAGUGGCAGUGUGUUCAACAACGGUACAGAUUGCUGGGUCACUGGAUGGGGCGCAGUCAAGGAGGGAGAGUCAUUACCGUUACCUGAAACUCUACAAGAAGUGGAGGUUCCAGUUCUGGGAAACCGACAGUGUAACUGUCUAAAUGGAGUCGGUACAGUCACGGACAACAUGAUCUGUGCUGGUGUUCUAGCAGGAGGCAAAGACUCAUGUCAGGGUGACUCAGGAGGUCCAAUGGUGAGCAAACAGGGCUCUGUCUGGGUCCAGUCUGGAGUAGUCAGUUUUGGUUUUGGUUGUGCUCGGCCCAAUCUGCCAGGAGUCUACUCCAGAGUGUCCCGUUACCAGUCCUGGAUCAACUCCUUCAUCCGCUCUGAUAGGCCAGGCUUUGUCCAGUUCACCUCCAGUGGGCCGGAUGCUGACAGCAGCUACACCUGUCCUGGUCUCCCACCUCUUCUUAUUACUACCACUUCGGGUGCUGGUACUUGUACUGAUGGACCAGAGGCUACAACCACUGAACCAGUUUCUGAAACCACAAGUCCAUCAUCUACCAUGACAAGUGCUGAAUUGUGUGGCAUCACUCCCCUGAACACCAGAAUAGUUGGAGGUGAAGAUGCUCCACCUGGAAGUUGGCCUUGGCAGGUUAGUCUGCAGAGGUUUGGCGGCCAUGUUUGUGGCGGUUCCCUCAUCAAUCGAGAGUGGGUGAUGUCAGCUGCUCACUGCUUCUUCAGUACGAGUACGUCUGGAUGGCAGGUUUCUCUCGGCCGUCAGAACCUGCAGGGCACAAACCCAAAUGAAGUGUCCACAACUGUUGCCAGAAUCAUUUUGCAUCCAAACUAUGACAGUGACACCAACAACAACGACAUUGCUCUGCUCAGACUCUCCUCACCAGUCAAAUUCACAGACUACAUCAGACCUGUGUGUCUGGCAGCCAGUGGCAGUGUGUUCAACAACGGUACAGAUUGCUGGGUCACUGGAUGGGGCGCAGUCAAGGAGGGAGAGUCAUUACCGUUACCUGAAACUCUACAAGAAGUGGAGGUUCCAGUUCUGGGAAACCGACAGUGUAACUGUCUAAAUGGAGUCGGUACAGUCACGGACAACAUGAUAUGUGCUGGUGUUCUAGCAGGAGGGAAAGACUCAUGUCAGGUAAACUGCUGCCUUUCAUUUGUCCCUUGUUGGUCAAUGUGUUUAGGACUCUGUGAAAUUCUAGUCGUGUCGUCUCCAUGUCCUCAGGGUGACUCAGGAGGUCCAAUGGUGAGCAAACAGGGCUCUGUCUGGGUCCAGUCUGGAGUAGUCAGUUUUGGUUUUGGUUGUGCUCGGCCCAAUCUGCCAGGAGUCUACUCCAGAGUGUCCCGUUACCAGUCCUGGAUCAACUCCUUCAUCCGCUCUGAUAGGCCAGGCUUUGUCCAGUUCACCUCCAGUGGGCCGGAUGCUGACAGCAGCUACACCUGUCCUGGUCUCCCACCUCUUCUUAUUACUACCACUUCGGGUGCUGGUACUUGUACUGAUGGACCAGAGGCUACAACCACUGAACCAGUUUCUGAAACCACAAGUCCAUCAUCUACCAUGACAAGUGCUGAAUUGUGUGGCAUCACUCCCCUGAACACCAGAAUAGUUGGAGGUGAAGAUGCUCCACCUGGAAGUUGGCCUUGGCAGGUUAGUCUGCAGAGGUUUGGCGGCCAUGUUUGUGGCGGUUCCCUCAUCAAUCGAGAGUGGGUGAUGUCAGCUGCUCACUGCUUCUUCAGUACGAGUACGUCUGGAUGGCAGGUUUCUCUCGGCCGUCAGAACCUGCAGGGCACAAACCCAAAUGAAGUGUCCACAACUGUUGCCAGAAUCAUUUUGCAUCCAAACUAUGACAGUGACACCAACAACAACGACAUUGCUCUGCUCAGACUCUCCUCACCAGUCAAAUUCACAGACUACAUCAGACCUGUGUGUCUGGCAGCCAGUGGCAGUGUGUUCAACAACGGUACAGAUUGCUGGGUCACUGGAUGGGGCGCAGUCAAGGAGGGAGAGUCAUUACCGUUACCUGAAACUCUACAAGAAGUGGAGGUUCCAGUUCUGGGAAACCGACAGUGUAACUGUCUAAAUGGAGUCGGUACAGUCACGGACAACAUGAUAUGUGCUGGUGUUCUAGCAGGAGGGAAAGACUCAUGUCAGGGUGACUCAGGAGGUCCAAUGGUGAGCAAACAGGGCUCUGUCUGGGUCCAGUCUGGAGUAGUCAGUUUUGGUUUUGGUUGUGCUCGGCCCAAUCUGCCAGGAGUCUACUCCAGAGUGUCCCGUUACCAGUCCUGGAUCAACUCCUUCAUCCGCUCUGAUAGGCCAGGCUUUGUCCAGUUCACCUCCAGUGGGCCGGAUGCUGACAGCAGCUACACCUGUCCUGGUCUCCCACCUCUUCUUCUUACUACCACUUCGGGUGCUGGUACUAGUACUGAAGGACCAGAGGCUACAACCACUGAACCAGUUUCUGAAACCACAAGUCCAUCCUCUACCAUGACAAGUGCUGAAUUGUGUGGCAUCACUCCCCUGAACACCAGGAUAGUUGGAGGUGAAGAUGCUCCACCUGGAAGUUGGCCUUGGCAGGUUAGUCUGCAGAGGUUUGGCGGCCAUGUUUGUGGCGGUUCCCUCAUCAACCGAGAGUGGGUGAUGUCAGCUGCUCACUGCUUCUUCAGUACGAGUACGUCUGGAUGGCAGGUUUCUCUCGGCCGUCAGAACCUGCAGGGCACAAACCCAAAUGAAGUGUCCACAACUGUUGCCAGAAUCAUUUUGCAUCCAAACUAUGACAGUGACACCAACAACAACGACAUUGCUCUGCUCAGACUCUCCUCACCAGUCAAAUUCACAGACUACAUCAGACCUGUGUGUCUGGCAGCCAGUGGCAGUGUGUUCAACAACGGUACAGAUUGCUGGGUCACUGGAUGGGGCGCAGUCAAGGAGGGAGAGUCAUUACCGUUACCUGAAACUCUACAAGAAGUGGAGGUUCCAGUUCUGGGAAACCGACAGUGUAACUGUCUAAAUGGAGUCGGUACAGUCACGGACAACAUGAUAUGUGCUGGUGUUCUAGCAGGAGGGAAAGACUCAUGUCAGGUAAACUGCUGCCUUUCAUUUGUCCCUUGUUGGUCAAUGUGUUUAGGACUCUGUGAAAUUCUAGUCGUGUCGUCUCCAUGUCCUCAGGGUGACUCAGGAGGUCCAAUGGUGAGCAAACAGGGCUCUGUCUGGGUCCAGUCUGGAGUAGUCAGUUUUGGUUUUGGUUGUGCUCGGCCCAAUCUGCCAGGAGUCUACUCCAGAGUGUCCCGUUACCAGUCCUGGAUCAACUCCUUCAUCCGCUCUGAUAGGCCAGGCUUUGUCCAGUUCACCUCCAGUGGGCCGGAUGCUGACAGCAGCUACACCUGUCCUGGUCUCCCACCUCUUCUUAUUACUACCACUUCGGGUGCUGGUACUUGUACUGAUGGACCAGAGGCUACAACCACUGAACCAGUUUCUGAAACCACAAGUCCAUCAUCUACCAUGACAAGUGCUGAAUUGUGUGGCAUCACUCCCCUGAACACCAGGAUAGUUGGAGGUGAAGAUGCUCCACCUGGAAGUUGGCCUUGGCAGGUUAGUCUGCAGAGGUUUGGCGGCCAUGUUUGUGGCGGUUCCCUCAUCAAUCGAGAGUGGGUGAUGUCAGCUGCUCACUGCUUCUUCAGUACGAGUACGUCUGGAUGGCAGGUUUCUCUCGGCCGUCAGAACCUGCAGGGCACAAACCCAAAUGAAGUGUCCACAACUGUUGCCAGAAUCAUUUUGCAUCCAAACUAUGACAGUGACACCAACAACAACGACAUUGCUCUGCUCAGACUCUCCUCACCAGUCAAAUUCACAGACUACAUCAGACCUGUGUGUCUGGCAGCCAGUGGCAGUGUGUUCAACAACGGUACAGAUUGCUGGGUCACUGGAUGGGGCGCAGUCAAGGAGGGAGAGUCAUUACCGUUACCUGAAACUCUACAAGAAGUGGAGGUUCCAGUUCUGGGAAACCGACAGUGUAACUGUCUAAAUGGAGUCGGUACAGUCACGGACAACAUGAUAUGUGCUGGUGUUCUAGCAGGAGGGAAAGACUCAUGUCAGGGUGACUCAGGAGGUCCAAUGGUGAGCAAACAGGGCUCUGUCUGGGUCCAGUCUGGAGUAGUCAGUUUUGGUUUUGGUUGUGCUCGGCCCAAUCUGCCAGGAGUCUACUCCAGAGUGUCCCGUUACCAGUCCUGGAUCAACUCCUUCAUCCGCUCUGAUAGGCCAGGCUUUGUCCAGUUCACCUCCAGUGGGCCGGAUGCUGACAGCAGCUACACCUGUCCUGGUCUCCCACCUCUUCUUCUUACUACCACUUCGGGUGCUGGUACUAGUACUGAAGGACCAGAGGCUACAACCACUGAACCAGUUUCUGAAACCACAAGUCCAUCCUCUACCAUGACAAGUGCUGAAUUGUGUGGCAUCACUCCCCUGAACACCAGGAUAGUUGGAGGUGAAGAUGCUCCACCUGGAAGUUGGCCUUGGCAGGUUAGUCUGCAGAGGUUUGGCGGCCAUGUUUGUGGCGGUUCCCUCAUCAACCGAGAGUGGGUGAUGUCAGCUGCUCACUGCUUCUUCAGUACGAGUACGUCUGGAUGGCAGGUUUCUCUCGGCCGUCAGAACCUGCAGGGCACAAACCCAAAUGAAGUGUCCACAACUGUUGCCAGAAUCAUUUUGCAUCCAAACUAUGACAGUGACACCAACAACAACGACAUUGCUCUGCUCAGACUCUCCUCACCAGUCAAAUUCACAGACUACAUCAGACCUGUGUGUCUGGCAGCCAGUGGCAGUGUGUUCAACAACGGUACAGAUUGCUGGGUCACUGGAUGGGGCGCAGUCAAGGAGGGAGAGUCAUUACCGUUACCUGAAACUCUACAAGAAGUGGAGGUUCCAGUUCUGGGAAACCGACAGUGUAACUGUCUAAAUGGAGUCGGUACAGUCACGGACAACAUGAUAUGUGCUGGUGUUCUAGCAGGAGGGAAAGACUCAUGUCAGGGUGACUCAGGAGGUCCAAUGGUGAGCAAACAGGGCUCUGUCUGGGUCCAGUCUGGAGUAGUCAGUUUUGGUUUUGGUUGUGCUCGGCCCAAUCUGCCAGGAGUCUACUCCAGAGUGUCCCGUUACCAGUCCUGGAUCAACUCCUUCAUCCGCUCUGAUAGGCCAGGCUUUGUCCAGUUCACCUCCAGUGGGCCGGAUGCUGACAGCAGCUACACCUGUCCUGGUCUCCCACCUCUUCUUCUUACUACCACUUCGGGUGCUGGUACUAGUACUGAAGGACCAGAGGCUACAACCACUGAACCAGUUUCUGAAACCACAAGUCCAUCCUCUACCAUGACAAGUGCUGAAUUGUGUGGCAUCACUCCCCUGAACACCAGGAUAGUUGGAGGUGAAGAUGCUCCACCUGGAAGUUGGCCUUGGCAGGUUAGUCUGCAGAGGUUUGGCGGCCAUGUUUGUGGCGGUUCCCUCAUCAACCGAGAGUGGGUGAUGUCAGCUGCUCACUGCUUCUUCAGUACGAGUACGUCUGGAUGGCAGGUUUCUCUCGGCCGUCAGAACCUGCAGGGCACAAACCCAAAUGAAGUGUCCACAACUGUUGCCAGAAUCAUUUUGCAUCCAAACUAUGACAGUGACACCAACAACAACGACAUUGCUCUGCUCAGACUCUCCUCACCAGUCAAAUUCACAGACUACAUCAGACCUGUGUGUCUGGCAGCCAGUGGCAGUGUGUUCAACAACGGUACAGAUUGCUGGGUCACUGGAUGGGGCGCAGUCAAGGAGGGAGAGUCAUUACCGUUACCUGAAACUCUACAAGAAGUGGAGGUUCCAGUUCUGGGAAACCGACAGUGUAACUGUCUAAAUGGAGUCGGUACAGUCACGGACAACAUGAUCUGUGCUGGUGUUCUAGCAGGAGGCAAAGACUCAUGUCAGGGUGACUCAGGAGGUCCAAUGGUGAGCAAACAGGGCUCUGUCUGGGUCCAGUCUGGAGUAGUCAGUUUUGGUUUUGGUUGUGCUCGGCCCAAUCUGCCAGGAGUCUACUCCAGAGUGUCCCGUUACCAGUCCUGGAUCAACUCCUUCAUCCGCUCUGAUAGGCCAGGCUUUGUCCAGUUCACCUCCAGUGGGCCGGAUGCUGACAGCAGCUACACCUGUCUUGGUCUCCCACCUUCCCCAACAACAUCAUCAACGACAAGGCCAAGUACUGUUAUCGGUCCUGCAAGACCAGUGUGUGGUAAAGCUUCCAUGAACAGUCGUGCUGUUGGUGACAGUGGUCUUGUACAUGGAGGAACAUGGCCCUGGAUAGUGAGUCUUCAUAAAAAUGGGGUUUACACUUGUGUAGGAACCCUCAUUGCUGAUGACUUUGUCCUCACUGCCAGCCAGUGCUUCUCCACGCCCAAUCCAAAUGUCCUUGAGUGGCGUGUGUUUCUGGGCCACAAACUUGUGGACAGUUCUGAAGAGUUUGAGAUGUCGCUGGGUGUUGUGAAAAUUACAUUGAGCAAAAUGACAGGCUCCAAUAUUGCCGUGCUGCAGCUGGCUAAACCAGUCAGCUUCAAAGAUUAUAUCCAGCCUGUGUGUGUGGACAGUAACAAUGACAGAUCCUUCCCCAUUGGUAGUCAAUGCUGGGUGGCAGGCUGGGGCCAGGGGAGUAAGAGCAGAGCUGGCUCAGGUCUUCGAGACCUUGAAACUGAGGUGGUUAAUUGUGGGAACAUUUUUGAUACGGAGAACAUUUGCACUCAUGGCAUGGACCUUCAAAAGGCGGAUCAGGGCGGACCUCUUUUGUGCAAGUCGGACUCUUCGUGGUUCCAGGUGGCCGUCGUCACAAUGAGUGGGAAUAAAUCUAUCCGGGCAGAUAUUCAGGCCUUUGCCAAAACUUCAAGAUUCGGGUCAUUUUUAAAGGAGACAGUUGGCGACAUGCCCUCGCCUCCAGUAUCUGCAACAGGAAAUGCACCAGGAAAUGCAGUUUCCUUAUUCUUCACCUUUGCUGUCCUCUUUACCUCCAUGUUCCUGUUGUAAUGAUGCUAGGUUUGCUGUUGGGGAUGGCUGUGAUAGUUCAGUACUGUAAAUGCAUAUGUGAUGCUCAGGUCAACCAAAAGGGAAUGCAUCAGGAGACAUUUCCAAAUGAAUUUAGAUUUAUCUAACAACAGAAGGUAUUUCAUUGUAAUAGGACAAAGUGUACAGGGAAAUAUCUUUCAGAAUGUGUUUGACUUAAUCCAGAUGAAGGAAGGAAAGUGUUUGUAGUAUUUAUUCUCUGUUCUGUCAUACUUUACAUGUUAUAAAUGUCACAUUGAGUAUUAAAAUGAAUAUUGAUGAAGCAUAAAACAAAUAUCUCUUGCAUGAAUUCUCAAUACUUAGAUCAAAUGGCCUUUUUUCC
Molecule: messenger RNA, 17594 nt
Organism: Scophthalmus maximus (turbot)
Lineage: Eukaryota; Metazoa; Chordata; Actinopteri; Pleuronectiformes; Scophthalmidae
Biological process (GO): proteolysis
Molecular function (GO): serine-type endopeptidase activity; receptor tyrosine kinase binding
Source: RefSeq, a predicted model, not a curated record